This is a messenger RNA of Rotaria sp. Silwood2, 1074 nucleotides long. Lineage: Eukaryota; Metazoa; Rotifera; Eurotatoria; Philodinida; Philodinidae. The record is from the annotation of a GenBank genome assembly.
AUGAUAAUUUCAAAUAGUAAAAUUGUUCAAGUGUGUAAUGUAUCAACAUCAUGUCAAAAAGAUCAAUUAAAAUCUUUAUUCAGUUGUAUUGGAAUGAUUAAAGAAAUUCAAUUAUAUCCGGAUAGUGAUACUUUAACAUCAACCAUCAAUGGUAAAGUUGGUUAUAUAAAAUUCGAUCGUAUUGAUAGUGUUCAUGGUGCAUUGAACAUGAAUAAUACAAUAUUUAUUGAUAAACCAUUAAUUGUUUCUCAAGUAUUUGAAAAUAAUAUGCCAGAUGAAACUGAUGCGAUAAUCUAUUGUGCACCAUUAAAUCCAAAUAUAACAUUACUUAGUGGUGGUCCAACAUGGCCAAGUACAGUUAUUAAUCGACUUGUUGGUCAACCACCAAAUACAUUUAUUGAAACAAUUGAUCCUGAAUUAACGGGUAGAAAUUUACCACCAUAUCCACUGUUAUCAGGAACACUUGAUAUUUCGAAAGUUGAAGAAAUUCGACGUACUGUUUAUUUAUCUAAUUUAGACAAAGAUAUUAGUUUGGAUGUACUACAUGAAUUUCUAUCACAAAUUGGUGAAAUUCGAUAUAUUCGUUCAGCUUAUAUUGAUGAGAACACUGAAACACGUGGUGCUUAUGUCGAAUUUAAUGAACAACCAUCGAUUCCUAAAGUACUUUCAAUCAAUGGUUUUCAAUUUUUUAAUCGACCAUUAUUGGUCAAUCAUGCAACUUCAUGCGUUAUCAAACCAACUAUUGUACGAGAAUUAAAAAGCAAUGAAAAAGAUACGAAAUUUAGUCCAUCACGUUCUCAAAGUACAUCACAUCAUCAAAAUACCGAAACAAAUGAUGAUAGCGAUGAUAAUAAUGAUCAUUAUUCAUCAUCAAAAUCAAAAUCUCAUAAGAAAUCUUCUAAAUCAAGGCGAUCAUCUAAAUCCCGGCCAAGAUCAAGAAAACGUACUCGAUCACGAUCAUCACGUGAUCGAAAACAUCGUUCACGAUCAUCACGUGACCGAAAACAUCGUUCACGUUCAAAAGACCGUCAUCAUCGAAGUGAAAGUAGAAAAGAUAAAAAAUCCGGAAAAUAA